Messenger RNA from Prionailurus viverrinus (fishing cat), 2958 nucleotides. It is a transcript of the gene NSUN2, whose product is annotated as NOP2/Sun RNA methyltransferase 2. Gene Ontology annotation, biological process: tRNA methylation. The transcript is spliced from 19 exons. The record is from RefSeq and is a predicted model, not a curated record. Gene Ontology annotation, cellular component: cytoplasm; nucleus. The coding region runs from base 246 to 2480 and encodes 744 amino acids. Gene Ontology annotation, molecular function: tRNA (cytidine-N5)-methyltransferase activity; tRNA binding. Lineage: Eukaryota; Metazoa; Chordata; Mammalia; Carnivora; Felidae.
GCGAAGCUGCCGGAGCCGGGACUCGCACCCUGGGGGCUGCGGUUCGGAGGCGCCUCCCCCUCCCCCUAGCUCGCGGCUCUCCGGGAACCCGGGGACCGGCGCUUUGCGCUUCGGCCCCGCAGGCCCCCGCAGGCCCGGGGGCGGCGCAGGCGCGGAGCCGGGGUCCUCGCGCCCCAGCCCGGAAGUCCGCGCGGCCGACGGUGGCGGGGCGCUGUGUGCGGGCGGCGUGCGCGGCCGCGUGGGCCAUGGGUCGGCGGGCGCGGGGCCGGCGGCUCCAGCCGCGGCCGCAGGGAGCGGAGGACGGCGCCGAGGGCGGCGGGAAGCGCCGUGAGGCGGGCUGGGAAGGCGGGUACCCCGAGAUCGUCAAGGAGAACAAGCUCUUCGAGCACUACUACCAGGAGCUCAAGAUCGUGCCCGAGGGAGAGUGGGACCAGUUCAUGGAAGCUCUCAGGGAGCCCCUCCCCGCCACCCUACGAAUUACUGGCUACAAGAGCCAUGCAAAAGAGAUUCUCCAUUGCUUAAAGAACAAGUAUUUCAAGGAACUGGAGGACCUGGAGGUGGACGGUCAGAAAGUUGAAGUUCCCCAGCCCCUGAGUUGGUAUCCAGAAGAACUGGCCUGGCACACAAACUUAAGUCGAAAAAUCUUGAGAAAGUCUCCACAGUUGGAAAAGUUUCACCAGUUCCUGGUUAGCGAAACCGAAUCUGGAAAUAUCAGUCGUCAAGAAGCCGUUAGCAUGAUUCCACCGCUGUUACUUAAUGCUCACCCUCACCAUAAGAUCUUAGAUAUGUGUGCAGCGCCCGGAUCAAAGACCACACAGCUCAUUGAGAUGUUACACGCCGACAUGAACGUCCCUUUCCCAGAGGGGUUUGUCAUUGCGAACGAUGUGGACAACAAGCGUUGCUAUCUGCUCGUGCAUCAGGCCAAAAGGCUGAGCAGCCCCUGCAUCAUGGUGGUGAACCACGACGCGUCCAGCAUACCUCGGCUCACGAUAGAUGUGAACGGGAAGAAAGAGAUUCUCUUCUAUGAUCGCAUUCUGUGUGAUGUCCCUUGCAGUGGGGAUGGCACUAUGAGAAAAAACAUUGAUGUUUGGAAAAAGUGGACGACCUUGAACAGCCUGCAGCUGCACGGCUUACAGCUGCGGAUCGCCACGCGUGGUGCUGAGCAGCUGGUGGAGGGCGGUCGCAUGGUGUACUCCACGUGCUCGCUGAACCCCAUCGAAGACGAGGCGGUCAUAGCGUCUUUGCUGGAGAAAAGUGAAGGUGCCUUGGAGCUCGCUGACGUGUCUUCUGAGCUGCCGGGACUGAAAUGGAUGCCUGGAAUCACACAGUGGAAGGUGAUGACAAAAGAUGGACAGUGGUUUUCAGAGUGGGAGGCUGUUCCUCACGGCAGACACACCCAGAUCCGGCCCACCAUGUUCCCACCAAAGGACCCGGAGCAGUUACAGGCGAUGCAUCUGGAGCGGUGUCUUAGAAUAUUACCACAUCAUCAGAAUACCGGCGGGUUCUUUGUGGCAGUAUUGGUGAAAAAGUCUUCGAUGCCGUGGAAUAAGCGUCCACCAAAGCUGCAGGGCGAGCCCAGAGAGCCUGUGCGGUCGGGCCCCACGGACCCCGCCGAGCUGGAGAGUAAACCGGUCGGUGGAAUUGACGACACAGAGAUCGCGGAAAGAGCUGAGAACCUAGAGGACAACGGAAGAAAGAAAGACGGAGUGUGUGGCCCUCCUCCAUCCAAGAAGAUGAAGUUGUUUGGGUUUAAAGAAGACCCGUUCGUGUUUAUUCCUGAAGACGACCCGUUAUUUCCACCGAUCCAGAAAUUUUACGCGUUGGAUCCUUCAUUCCCAAAGAGGAAUUUGUUGACUCGAACCACAGAAGGGAAGAAAAGGCAACUCUACAUGGUCUCCAAGGAGCUGAGGAACGUCCUGCUGAAUAACAGCGAGAGGGUGAAGGUUAUAAACACUGGGAUAAAAGUCUGGUGUCGGAAUAACAGUGGCGAAGAGUUUGAUUGUGCUUUUCGGUUAGCGCAGGAGGGAAUAUACACGUUGUAUCCAUUUAUUAAUUCAAGAAUUAUCACUGUGUCAAUGGAAGAUGUUAAGAUUCUGUUAACCCAGGAAAACCCAUUUUUUAGAAAACUUAGCAGUGAGACCUACAGCCAAGCCAAGGACUUGGCCAAGGGGAGCAUCGUCCUGAAGUACGAGCCGGACCCCACGAAACCGGACACCCUCCAGUGUCCCAUCGUGUUAUGUGGAUGGCGGGGAAAGGCCUCCAUUCGGACUUUCGUGCCCAAGAACGAACGGCUUCAUUAUCUCAGGAUGAUGGGGCUGGAGGUGCUGGCGGAGAAGAAGAAGGAAGGGGCCGUCCUGGCGCCUGAGAGCGAGGGCGGCUCGGGGCCGCCGGAGGCCGAACGCGGCGUGGAGCCGGCCGCCAGCGCCAGUGUGGACGCGGCCCCGGGCCCCGACCCGGCCGAGGGCGCCCUGCCCCGGUGAGGAGGCCUCCACCUUGGUGCCCAGAGCCAAACCCGGAGCUUCUGACCCACAAAGUGCAUAUUUUUGGAAACUGGUGGAAAUGAUAGAACAGUCUGUAAAUGACCUCAGUGCUGCUUUCACGAUACUCUUUUAGCCCGUUUACGGUUUCUUUGGCGAAGCUGGUCCGUGGUGCGUGUUUCAGGCAGUCGUAGACUUUCACCGUUAAGGUCUUAAACUUCUAUCGAGAAACAAAACUGCCCUUGAAGGAAUUUUCAGGUCCCUUUUGUUACGCCUCUAUUGGGCUUAAUUAUUGUUUUAAUUAUUAUUUAUAGAAAGAAUCUAACUCCUGAAUCGUCGGAAGACCGUUUUGUAAACCUUAAUAGCUGUGAACUUGCACGUUAACAGUGUGACGUUCACAUGCGGUGGGCUAAUAUCUGAAGCCUCGGAUGACUUGUGUGCCUUCGUAAUAAAAGUCAAAUAAACUUUUCUCAGAGGAAGA